CCCAUACCCACUCGCUCACUCGCAUCACCGUCCCAAACUCCAGCAACAUGGUCGCAGCAUCCACCUGGCAGACGCUCGGACUCGGCGUGGCGACCUACUACGUCGCGACGGGCACCGUGGCCUUCUUCUCGCCGGCCGCGAGCGCCGACCGGCUGUUCGCGCUCGGCUCGAGCGCGCUCGCGCAGAACCCAGACAAGUUCCCCAACAACGCCCAGAGCCGCGAGGACAAGGCCGUCGGCGUGGCUGGCAGCCUCGUGGCCGCGCGUAACCUCGCGCUCGCGACCGCCGCUAUCGCGCUGUACCGCGACGGCAACUUCCGCGCCAUGGGCACCGUCCUCCUGAGCGCUAGCGCGUUCAUCGGUCUCCUUGAUGGUGUGGAGAUCUACAAGCGCCGCGGCCCUGCUUUGGCUGGCGGCGCCGCGGCGCUCUUCUCUCUGUGGUCGUACAUCGGCUACGCGCUCCAGGAGGGGUUCAACAGCUAGGCUUGAGGAUUGGGACGGGCAGAGGUUUAAGUAAGAAGAUGACAGAAUGGAACAGAUAUGGCAUGUUG
Vanrija pseudolonga is the source of this 550-nucleotide messenger RNA. RefSeq lists its product as uncharacterized. The record is from RefSeq and is a predicted model, not a curated record. Bases 48 to 482 code for a protein of 144 amino acids. Lineage: Eukaryota; Fungi; Basidiomycota; Tremellomycetes; Trichosporonales; Trichosporonaceae. The transcript has 2 exons.